GGCACAUAUGUCAUUCUAAGGUGUAACCAAGUACUGGCUGAAAUGUCUAUGUGUAUUUUCAUAACCCAUAUUAUUAAUUAUAAACAGGUCAAAAUAUAACUGGACCAAUAUUAGAGAUCGUUAAUAUUAAUUUUGUUCGUUUUUAUCUGUUAAUUAUUAUUAAGUGUUAUAGAUAAAAUAUUAAAAUCUGUCUUUCAUCUAUACACAAAGUUGUAAGAAAAUUUUGUUAAAGAAUAUAUAAAAUAAUAAUUACACGUAAAAAUAAUACGUUACUAAUAAAUUAAUGCAAAAAUUAAUUUGCAUCGAGCGAUCUGAGAUUUUUCAUUGAAAAAUUUCACUAUUUUGGCUUCGUACAAAAUGAGAAAAUUCGAUAUAGAUAGAUUCGUUGAUUCAUAUCAACAUGGAAUAAUGUACAUAUAUGCUCAUGUUUAACAAACGUAUAAUAUGUGGUUGUUGAUCGACGCUGGAUUCCACUAAUUCAGCGUCCAAUGUAUUUAUUGAAUAAAAUGAUUAUAUUGCGAAAAGGCUUAGAAUGCAACAGAACCGAUCGAUAGAUGUUUCACUUUGGACAACAAGGCCGAUUUUAAAAUUUAAAGAUAGAAGGAAUUUUAACAGACCGCUCAAAAUGUUUGUAUCAAGAACACAAACGUCAAACAGUACUUUUUAUACUGAAUUGGAACCUGAUGAAGUAAUGGAUAGAAAAACCGAUCUAAAUGAGUUAAAAGAAUGCCAGGAUAAAGAUUUCAACCAUUCUGAUAUAAUAGCGGAAAGUGAGAAGCAGGAAAAUUAUGAUGGACAUUCAUUUCGAAAAAUUGCUUCUUUUGGAGCUUUUCCACGAUUUCGAUCGUUUAUAAUGUCGACCGAAAAUUCAAUGGAUCAAGGUGAUACUCAAGAAGGAGAAGAGAAUUCGAUGGAAGUUCCAUUCGUACGAAUAUCGCGCAAUGUUUUAGAAUAUAGGAAUAGUAGAUAUUUAACUACGGAUAGAAAUUCUCAUCGAUAUGCAGUAGAAUCAUUUGCGAUAAGCGAAUCCGAAAGUGAAGAAGAAUCGGAAGGAGCAAAAUCAUCGGAAACAGAUUCCGCGAUAGUCGUGAAUCAUAAUACUAAUGAUUCGAAUCUAGAAUUAAAAUCGGUUGAUAAUACAAGUUACUUGGAUUCCAAAAGGAAAAAUGCACGUCGAGUUGCUGAAGAAUUGUUAGUUACUGAAAAAAAUUAUGUUAACGUUUUACGAUUGAUCGAUCAAGUAUUCCAGUUCAAAAUCGAUCAAGAGAAUAGAGCACAUCCUAUGUUUCCUCCAGAAACUGUUCAACACAUGUUCUCUAAUAUCAAGUCGAUAUACAAAUUUCACAAUGAUUUUUUGUUACCUCAACUUCAAGAGAGAAUGCAAAAUUGGGAUUCAAAUCCUAGAAUCGGAGACAUAAUGAAGAAUUUUGCGCCUUUUCUUAAAAUGUAUACAGAAUAUGUAAAAAACUUUGAUUAUGCCAUGAAUUUGAUACAGUCUCUUCAAACUAAAGUCACCAGAUUUGCUGCGAUUAUCGAUGAGAUUCAAAAAUUGGAUGAGUGUGCCAAAUUAUCAUUGCCUCAUCACAUGUUGAGCCCUAUACAAAGAUUACCAAGAUACGAGCUUCUUCUAAAAGAUUAUUUGAAAAACCUCACGGAAGAAAAUGCUGAUUACAAGGAUACUAAAAAGGCAUUGGAAUUAGUGUCUACUGCUGCUAAUCACACGAAUGAUGCAAUGAAGAAGAUUGACAAGUUCAAAAAACUUCUUGAAAUACAAGAGAGUAUAUACGAUACAACGGAUCUAGUCAGUGCCACGAGGGAGCUUAUAAAAGAGGGUCGUAUCGUUAAAAUUUCAGCAAGGAGCGGUGAUCAUCAAGAAAGACAACUGUUUCUGUUUAGCGAUUUAUUAUUACUUUGUUCAAUAAGAUUAAUACCUGGGCCAUUAUAUCGGUUAAGAGCUAAAUUUCUAAUCGAAAAUUUGCAAAUAAUCGAAGGUGAUAAUUUGGAAACAGCAAAUACAUUUUACAUAAGAGACGAAGAUAAAAGCGUCGAAUUAUAUACACAUGCGGCUGAAGAAAAAGCAGCAUGGCUUAAUGCCUUGUUCGAUACUAUGCAUGAAAUGAUGAGAAGAAAAGCAAGUUUAAAAACUGGUGAUGUUAAAACACUUGUUUUAAAGAGCGACGAUAUAUCUAAGUGUAUGAUAUGCGAGGUGAUUUUUUCUGUGAUGAAACGAAAACAUAAUUGCAGAGCUUGCGGAAUAAUUGUUUGCGGUAAAUGUUCAAAUCAAAAGUUAUUGUUCGAGGAUAAUAAGAAUACGAGAGUUUGCCGUUUAUGUUAUACCGCUUUAACGCAACCGCUUGUUAAAUCACCUUCCUCAACGUCUACAUCUGGACCGGUACCAAGUUUAUUACAAGUUUCAGCAAGCGCAUCUUCCGUUAUAUCUGGAUAUCUUAUGUUAAAAACUCAAGCGAGUAAACCUUGGACACGGCGAUGGUUUGCAUUACACGCCGAUUUUGUUUUAUAUACAUUUAAAUCUGAAUCUGAAAAUAUGGCUUUGACAGCAACUCCUAUGCCCGGUUUCAUCGUUACGGAAGGUAUUAAAUUAUCCGACGAAGAUCCUUUAAGUUUCAAGGAUAGAUCUAGAGCUCUUAAAAUGCAUCAUUCUAGGAAAAGUUACUAUUUACAAGCGUUAUCGGACGACGACAAACAAAAAUGGUUAUAUGCUUUACAAUUAGCUACUAAAGCAGAAUUACCUUCAUUUGUAACAGUAGAAAACGAAGACGCACAAAAAGAUCAAUCAAUUGUUCAAAUGCGAUAAAUUAUUGUCAAUCUUAAGUUAAUCUACUGCCGUUAUCAUGUAAGAUCGCAGAACGAUAAAGUAAUCUAAUUAGUAGAUAAUUAUUAUAUGGAAAUAAUGUUAACUUAUGUUAUAUAGAUACAUGCAUAAAAAAACUUGUUGUUGGUGUAUUGUGGUCGAUUUAAUGAUGAUCAUUGCCAAAACGCUUGUUGUAUUUUGUACCAUUUUGUUAUAAUAUAUUUAAAAAUAUAUAAGUAUAUAUUUAUA
Molecule: messenger RNA, 3061 nt
Organism: Apis mellifera (honey bee)
Lineage: Eukaryota; Metazoa; Arthropoda; Insecta; Hymenoptera; Apidae
Product: FYVE, RhoGEF and PH domain-containing protein 4
Exons: 7
Coding region: 533-2815 (760 amino acids)
Biological process (GO): cytoskeleton organization; filopodium assembly
Cellular component (GO): cytoplasm
Molecular function (GO): guanyl-nucleotide exchange factor activity; metal ion binding
Source: RefSeq, a predicted model, not a curated record